Clarias gariepinus (North African catfish) is the source of this 1486-nucleotide messenger RNA. RefSeq names its product vesicle-associated membrane protein 5 (gene vamp5). The record is from RefSeq and is a predicted model, not a curated record. Lineage: Eukaryota; Metazoa; Chordata; Actinopteri; Siluriformes; Clariidae. Gene Ontology annotation, cellular component: plasma membrane. Bases 208 to 525 code for a protein of 105 amino acids. The transcript has 3 exons. Gene Ontology annotation, biological process: Golgi to plasma membrane protein transport.
GCACUGAGCUCAGAGGUCCUGACGAGAGGCAAGAACUCUUUCUCUCUCUCGCUCUCUCUCUCUCUCUCUCUCUCACACACACACACACAAAGAAAGAGAGCUCCCAAGACAGAGAGAACAGCUGGAUGUUUAAGGCUCUUUGUCAGAUGUCUGCUAGAAGACUUCAGUGACACAAGUUCAGAGAGGAAGUCAGAAACCCUGAUCAACAUGGAGAACGGGCGGAGCCGGCUGCAGCAGGCUCAGCAGGACGUGGACGAGGUUUGCGAUAUCAUGAUGGACAACCUGAACAAGGCCAGUGAGCGUGAGGGGAAACUGGGAGAACUGGAGGACAGAGCUGACCAGCUGCUCGAACAGAGCAAGGUGUUUUCCAAAACUGCCACCCAAGUGAAGCAGAAAAAGCAGUGGGAGAACAUGAAGCUGAAGGUGAUCCUGGCCAUCAUCGUUGGAGUCGUGGUGUUGGCCAUCAUUAUCGUCUUGAUUGUUUCGCUAACCGGCUCUAAGAAAAAUGAGGGAGAGGGUCCCUAAUGACAUGCAAAAAAAAGAAAAACUGCUUUGAACUGCUUUGUUAUCGAUGGUUGCUCAGGAGUCGCUUCAUUUGUUAAACGUGAGCCUCGGGACUCGUCCUAAAGCAGUGCAUCCUGUCUUACAACAACAAAAAAAAACAACUCAGAUGUGUGUACAGAGAUCUGACGGUACCGUUGAGACACGCUGCUGCCUUUGCUUUCAUUUCUACAUAAGUAACUGGCCCAUGCGCAAACAGCUCAAUGUCUAGACAGGCGGAUGGGUGUUGGAGGAACUGACAGAUACUGGAGGACGCUGAGCUGCGAGUCAAGCUCUUCUGUUGGAACUGUUGAUGCUUUUUCAUGCUGUACUCUUCAAACUGAAGAAUGAGACCUUUUUCAGUUGGUUACAUGGAAUUGAUAUGUCACAUCAGAAUCCUUAUAGAAUCUAUACACAGUCAGUGCACAGUAUUGCCUUAGUAAAUAAACUUCCCCAUAACACCCUAAUGUUGUUGUUUUUUUAAUCCCUAAUGGAUUAAUUCUUGCUUGUUAUUUUAUAUAUAGUUUUUGACUCAGUUUUGGUUUUGACAGAAAAAUGUACAAAAGAAAUUGUUUGGUGGUGAGUUGAGAUGUGCAGACUUAGAACACAUGUCGUGACUUGCUCAAUUUAUCCAGGGUUGAAUUACUCUGACUUAUAUUCAAGUUCAGGCAGUGUUACCCUCUGCUAAAUAUUUCUCUCUCCCUCUCUCUCUCUCUCUUUUUUUUUUUUAUAAAUGUGCAAACUUGUCAUAAUUAUUAAUAUUGAAAAUAUUGCAGUUGUGAUUUAUAUAAGUUUAUAGUUGUCUCUAAAAAUUAACAAUUAAAAGCAAUUUUGUUAUUCAGAAUUCCAAGCUGUAUUUUUUUAGUAUUUGAUGUUUCGGAUGAAGUUGCGUCUGAAAUUAUGCUGCUGAAAUAAAAAAUAAAAUAAAGCAUUCAGUACGUGUUUA